Messenger RNA from Pecten maximus, 3378 nucleotides. RefSeq names its product glycoprotein 3-alpha-L-fucosyltransferase A-like. Gene Ontology annotation, cellular component: membrane. Gene Ontology annotation, molecular function: alpha-(1->3)-fucosyltransferase activity. The transcript is spliced from 2 exons. The record is from RefSeq and is a predicted model, not a curated record. The coding region runs from base 476 to 1660 and encodes 394 amino acids. NCBI's taxonomy places the organism in Eukaryota, Metazoa, Mollusca, Bivalvia, Pectinida, Pectinidae.
GAGAUAAAUGAGAGUAAAUGACUCUUUUGCAAUCUUCGUUGAAGACGAGGAAGCGUGUUUGAAGAUUCGGAUGAAUACAGAAAACAGGAACGAUGAAAAAAGACUAAGGCUGAUGAGGAGGAAAAACAAUACCGAUGAACAAAGUCGGGUUGAUGAAGGAAAAACAAAAACGAUGAACAAGUUGAUGAAGGAAAAAUAAAAACGAUGAACAGGUUGAAAGAAAACAAAAGCGAUGAACAGGUUGAAGGAAAAACAAAAGCGAUGCACAAGUUGAAGAAAAACAAUAGCGAUGAACAUGUUCGUGAAGGAAACAAUAGCGAUGAAGGAAGACGAGGGUGACGCUCAAAAGGAAGCGAUAAAAAAAGUCACAGAAGCGAUGAAAAUGUAACAGGAUCGAUGAAAAGAGGGCAGGAGCGAUGCAAAUGUAACAGGAGCGAUGUAAAGGAACAGAAGCGAUGCAAAUGUAACAGGAGCGAUGAAAAGAGGGCAGGAGCGAUUUGUUACUAUGGGACUGAGCAGAAUAUUUCGCAAACACGCUAUCAAGGUGAUAGGAAUCCUGUGUUCCAUCUAUAUUUGGAUGUAUGUGUGUAUGACUGGAGAAAUUUGUUCAACAGACAGUUGUGAGGGUAACAUCAUGAACUUUCGUCAGAAUAAUUUCGUUAAUAAAAAUACGAAGAAAGUUUUAGUAUGGACUAAAUACUUCUUUAUGGAUUGGGCGAAUUCAGUUGGGACCAAUAUGAGUAGAAGUAAAUACAGCUGUUCUGUGACGUCAGACAGAAGUGAACUUGAAACUGCUGACGCUGUCCUCUUUCAUUUCAUUGACCUUUGGUUUUGGGAGACAGUACCCAGAUUUAGAAGUCCGAAUCAGAUUUGGAUACUCUACAACAUGGAGGCACCGCCUCACCUUCACUUUACAGGGGUACCAUGGAUACGGGCUUUUAACUGGACGAUGACGUAUCGAACAGACGCUACUAUCCACAGUCCGUAUGGUGAGCUUGUUCCUUUGUCCCAUGCAGAGGAGGCCGUUGCUAUGGUUACGUAUGGCAACACGGAUUUUUCUCUCAAUAAAACAAAGAUGGCUGUAGCAGUGGUUAGUGACUGUGUUGAUGACGUGCAGAGAUACCGGUACAUACAAGAGCUCAAAAAAUAUAUUGAUAUCGAUUAUUUUGGAGGAUGCGGUGAUUUGACUUGUCCAAGAACUGCUGAAGCUGAAUGUAACUCCAAGAAGUAUAGAUUCCGUAUUGCUUUUGAAAAUGCUAAUUGCAAAGAUUAUGUUACGGAAAAGUUUUGGAAUAGUUUACAGCAGGAAAGUGUUCCCAUUGUAAAUUGGAAAUCAAAUCAAGGUGGUCAUAUCCCAAAAUCCUCUUAUAUCAAUAUACAUGACUUCAACAGUGCCGAGGAAUUAGGAAAAUAUCUCAUUAUACUAAGUACUAACAAAAAACUAUAUAACCAGUAUUUUUCUUGGAAGACAAAAUAUAAACUUGACAAUGAAGAAUUUUACGCUUUUAAGUAUUUGUGUGACGCCCUUCAUGCACCACGACAUGCUCAGACUGUCCUAGAUCCCAACAAAUGGUUAAGGACUGACAUUUGUAGAACAUGGUCGAUCAAAGAGGUUGUACGCCGACACUGGGACAGACUCAUGUUCGACAUGGGCUUUUAAAAUCCUGGAGCAAUGACAAACUGGCGACAUCCGAAUUACCAAUCACAACAUCUCUUCCUAUUCCGUCAAGACGAGGAAUCAAUCCUCUAAUGGAUGCAAAAAAUAGUCAGUAUAUUUCUGUACACUCAGUAAGUCGAAGGUGUAUCGAUGUAGAAUCGCUUUGUCCACGGAGACGUUGAGGGAAAUAGUAAUGAGAGAAAUGUGCAGCUUUACAGAUAAAACAACUGUGUCUGUAGGCAAGACUUCUUCACGGUUCUUUAUUAUUAUCAACAGCAUUCUCAGCGUUUUAGCUUAUUUUGUCUUAAAUCAAACUCUAUUUUCAUCUGUCCUUCGAGUGUUUAUAGCAAGCCAUUGUUUACAUUUGUAUGGUGAAUGGAUUUGCUAACGGCCACGAAAAUGUACUGAUUUCUUGUAUAUGGAUUCGCCGGCACACAUUUGAUAUUUAUUUCCGGUCCGUAACGGGAUUUAAAGGUUACUAUUGGUCCAAGAUGCCUCUCCGUGUUGCACAGUGAAUAGUAAAAUAAUAUUUUCUAUUCAGCGGUAAAAUAUUCAUUAUCCUCUUUGUAUACUAGUUUUGUAUGAUAACUUGUGUCCUAGAUUUGUAUGAUAACGUGUAUGCUAGUUUUGUAUGAUAACGUGUAUGCUAGUUUUGUAUGAUAACGUGUAUGCUAGUUUUGUAUGAUAACGUGUAUGCUAGUUUUGUAUGAUAACGUGUAUGCUAGUUUUGUAUGAUAACGUGUAUGCUAGCUUUGUAUGAUAACGUGUAUGCUAGUUUUGUAUGAUAACGUGCAUGCUAUUUUUGCAUGAUAACGUGUAUGAUUUAGCCAUUGGAGGUCGUCAGAUUGUAUUAUAACAAAAUAAUUGCAAUAUGGAUGGAACAUUAAAUUGGCACGCCCUGUCUACUUAAGAAUGAUAAAUAUGUCCGAUGGUGUGUGUGAUAAUCCUAUUACAGUAACUAUGUUUUCAUCUUUCAAGUUUAUUUUAUUAAUACAUGUAUACGUUGACUCUGAAUUCGUAUGAAUGUUUGAAAGCUAAGACUACACAUUCGUUGUAUUUAUUCAGCACGUGCCACUGUUUUAACCAUGUUGUGAUAUUUAAAUGUACGACUAGGUCGUUGUUUUAUAGUACCAUUAAAUUGAAACCCGACUCUACCGACCACUGACUUUAACAUCAGUCUGUAACAUCCAACGACAUUCACCAAAAUGGCGACAUACUCCUCUGUCAUUGCCGACACUGACUUAACAAACUGUCGUAUUCCACACAUAAACUCUGUCCCAUACAGUGUCGGUAAAGUCAGGUUUCACUAUAUUUAUUGAAUACCUUAAAUUACUUUAAACAAACACAAGGGUAAGUAAAGUGUACAUAGUAUCUUAACUAUCUUCAACUGCACAGUUAACUGAAUGUCUAACAUUGUUUUGUGUAGAAGGCCAAUGUAUAUAAUUUAUAUUUGUAGAGGUUGAAUGUCUAGCAGUUGUUUUGUGUAGAAUGUCAAUUUAUAUUUGAAGAAGUUGAAUGUCUGGCAGUUGUUUUGUGAUAGAAGGUCAAUGUAUGUCAUUUAUAUUUGUAGAAGUUGAAUGUCCAGGACUUGUUUUGUGAUAGAAUGUCAAUGUAUGUCAUUUGUAGAAGUUGAAUGUCUAGCAGUUGUUCUGUGUAGAAUGUCAAUGUAUGUCAUUUAUAUUUGUAGAAGUUGAAUGUCCAGGACUUGUUUUGUGAUAGAA